GAGGCCGCAGGACAAAAGCUCCUCACCCCUCUCCCUCUCCCCCUCACAGCUUCCCCAAAGCUUACCUUUCCCCACACCCAGACCUCAACAGCUUGCUCCGUGGUCUUCUUCUUGCUUGGGAGCCCGGUCGCCUCUUGCUUCCUCGAGCCCCUCUCCUCCUCGCCCAAGCCUCUCUCUCUCUCUCUCUCUCUGAACCAUACCAGUCCCCAGCCACAGCCACAGGGGAUUCUUGGGUUGCCGGAGAAGAGCCAUGCUUCACGGUGGCAGGCCGCUGUCCCUCAGGGGCUCCCUCAAGGCCCUCGAAGCCGAUAUCCACCACGCCAACACCCUGGCGCAUGCUAUCCACAGGGCCUACGGGGGCACCUGCGUGCAGAUGAGGCUGUCCUACAGCUCCAUGGCUCCAAUCAUCCUCAACCUUAUCCAGUGGAUGGACUGCAGCUGCUCCCUCUCCUACACCCUCCCCAGCUACCUGGGCCUUCUCGAGGUUCUUGUCUACAAGGUUUAUGUUGAUGGGGAUGCAUCCAUAUCCACCAUCGAAAGGCGAGCGAGCCUCAAAGAAUUCUACGCCAUAAUAUACCCCUACUUGCAACAAAUUGAGGAGAACGUCAUGGCGAGAGACUGCAAGGAGAAGGGGUGGUGCAAGGGGCACGGCGACAGCGGCGGCCGCCGGAAGCUUUACGCCGAUGAUAAGGACGCCGAGAGGGAAGAUGAGUGCGGCAUUUGCUUGGAGACCUGCACCAAGAUGGUCCUUCCCAACUGCAACCAUGCCAUGUGCAUCAACUGUUACCGAGACUGGUACACAAGAUCUCAGUCGUGCCCAUUCUGCCGCGGAAGCCUGAAGCGAGUCCAGUCCAGGGACCUGUGGGUGCUCACCGGCGACGAAGAUGUGAUCGACCCGGUGACCCUGGAGAAGGAGAAUGUGAGGCACUUCCACAGCUUCAUCGACAGCCUGCCCCUCAUCGUCCCGGACAACCUCCUGCUUGUCUACUAUGACUACCUAGUCUAGCGACGCUCCGGCUCCAGCUCCGGCUGGGCGUGGAGAUAGCGAUGAUGUACUACAGUGCAAGGGUUCUCCGGCAGCCGACCAUCCUCCGCAGAUCGAGUCUGGCAAGCGAAAGCCGAAGCCGAAGCCGUCAGUCAGUCCGUUUGCCAAGCGCCAUUAUUUGUUGCUCUGGCUUUGCGCAAUCGCAUUGGUGUGGUAAUAAGUGUACAGAAAAAUGAAGUGCUUGAUGGAUCCUGAUGAAGGUUUUUACUUGUUUGGUAUCGAUGCUCUGGCAAAUUGCCAAGCUAUAAUUAAAGAAGAACAGUUGCUGGGUAA
Aegilops tauschii subsp. strangulata is the source of this 1318-nucleotide messenger RNA. RefSeq names its product E3 ubiquitin-protein ligase AIRP2. Gene Ontology annotation, biological process: protein ubiquitination. The record is from RefSeq and is a predicted model, not a curated record. Gene Ontology annotation, molecular function: ubiquitin protein ligase activity. Lineage: Eukaryota; Viridiplantae; Streptophyta; Magnoliopsida; Poales; Poaceae.